AUGACUACAAAAUCAGCAGUUUGCAUGCUAGUGUGCUUUCUUCAACUGCACAUUAUAAAUGGGCAGGUAAUAUGUGAGAGGCAAAUGAUUGCUGAAUGGAGAGUGGAACCAAAAUCUAGUGUAAUAAAAUGGACACCAAGGGAAAACAUCUGUUCAGACUUUUACACUGAAUGCUGGAAUAUGAAAAAAAGUAUUACUGGGGAAAUCUCAGAAGAACAGUAUCUCAGUAUCCCUCAGAUAUGUCCCUUACAGCUUCAAUUAGGUGAUAGUCUCUUCAUCUCCUCUGAGCCAUCCUUUCAGUCCUAUGGAAUGAAUUUGGUAAAUGUCUCCAAGGAAGAAUUUAUUAACUGCCCUAAAGCUGGUUUUCUUCAAGAGCACUUGAUUUUUGUUUGCCAGAUAAGAGGACUGCAUAAAGUUGACCCUAACUGGCUUGGUGUUGGAACUCAUUACUUUGCAGAGCUUCAUAAAGGAGGUCCACUUUUGUGCAACAUGGGCCUUCGUCUGAACAUAACUGUGAAACAGCAGUUUUGCCAACAGUCUCCAAAUGCACCAUUAUGCUCUGGGCAUGGAAGGUGUCUAAGCCAUGUUUGGGAAAAAGCAUAUAAUUGCCACUGUUUCUCACAGUAUUCUGGAAGAUUCUGCCAGAAGUUUGAUAUGUGCUCCACUAAACCUUGCCACAACAAUGCCUCUUGCACUGAGAAAUCAGAACUUUCUGGAGAUUCUUAUGAAUGCACGUGUCCUCCACAAUUUUCAGGAAAAAAUUGUACAGAAUUAGUUGGACAGUGCCAGCCACAUACAUGUUUCAAUGGUAACUGCAGCAACAUUACUCCAAACACUUUUCUUUGUGAAUGUGACAAGGGCUUUACAGGUCCACUUUGUGAGGAACUUGGAGAUCCUUGUGCAUCUCAGCCAUGCCUCAAUGGAGGCAUAUGCCAAUAUAAUCAGUCUGGACAUGUCUGUGAUUGUCCUGCUGGUUUUCUUGGUCACUAUUGUGAAAUUGAUAUCAAUGAAUGUUCUUCAAUGCCAUGUCAGAACAGAGGUUCAUGUAUCGAUUUGCCAAAUGACGUGGCAUGUAUCUGCCUGCCAAUAUUCACUGGCAAGUUCUGUGAGAGAAUUCUGAAUCCAUGUGAGUGGUUGCCUUGCCUAAAUAAUGCAACUUGUGUAGCUCAACAGCAGAACUAUAACUGUCGUUGCAUGCCAGGAUUCACUGGAAAGAACUGUGAGGAAGUAAUCGACUACUGCAGCCUGCUCAGCGUCAACUGUCUGAAUGAGGGAUUGUGUCUUAAUAUAAUUGGAGGAUUCACUUGUCUUUGUGCACCAGGAUGGACAGGAGAAUUUUGCCAAUUUGCUGAAAAUGCAUGCUUAAUUAACCCAAAUAGUUGUUCUCAUGGAGCGACUUGCAUCGAUACAAGCCAACUGAAAGAGCAACCUUUGAUUCAAUGUUUGUGUCCUCCUGAUUUCACAGGAGAAUUCUGCGAGGUACAAAUUGAUAACUGUGGUUCCAAUUCAUGUGAAAAUGGAGGAACAUGUGUUGACUAUGAAGGUCAUUUUAAGUGCACUUGCCCAAUAGGUUUUGAAGGUGAAAGAUGUGAACUGGAUAUUGAUGCCUGCCUAUUCUGCAAUAUAAGCUGUGCCCCAGGAGCACUGUGUAUGGAUAAAUCUCAUGGAUUUAAUUACACGUGUUUAUCACCAUGUAUUGGCAAAACAGAGAUUUGUGCAAAUGGAGGAAACUGCUUCUAUGAUGAAGAAAACCAGAGACCUCACUGUGUCUGUGCUGUUGGAUGGACAGGACAAACAUGCUUGGAGAAUAUUAAUGACUGUGAGGUAAACCUGUGCCAACAUGGAGCAACAUGUGAAGACGAAAUCAAUAAAUACAGGUGCAUAUGUCCCCUUGGUUACACUGGCGUAUUUUGUGAAGUUGAUAUAGACAAUUGCAUUGGAAACCGGUGCUCUGUAUAUGGUUUUUGCCAGGACCAUUUGCAUAACUACAGCUGUAACUGUUUGCCUGGAUAUGAAGGACGUUUUUGUGAAGCUGAAAUUAAUGAAUGCUCAAGUUCACCUUGCAAAAAUGGAGCUACCUGCAUGGAUUUAAUUGGCCACUUUUUAUGUCAUUGUGCUGCUGGGUUCAAAGGUUUUUCAGGUCAGCACUGUGAAAUAGAAAUGAAUGAGUGUGAUUCAGCUCCCUGCUUGAAUGGUGCGGUCUGUCAGAAUGAUGUCAACAGCUAUGAUUGUUUUUGCCCUGAAGGAUUUGAAGGUCUGAACUGUGAAAUCAACUUUGAUGAGUGCACCUACGGGUUCUGCAAAAGCAAUUCAACUUGUUUAGACCUGAUUGCAGACUACAGCUGUGUUUGUCCUCCAGGAUUCACUGACAAAAACUGUUCCACGGCUAUUGAUGAAUGUUCCUUCAAGCCCUGCAAAAAUGGAGGCCAUUGCCAUGAUUUGACUGGUGAAUUUUACUGUAGCUGUUUGCCAGGUUUUACUGGUCGGUUUUGUGAAGCAGAUGUUGCUGCUUGCCUGUCACAGCCAUGUGCGGCCCCCAGCAUCUGUAAAGACACAUUGGGUGGCUAUCUUUGUUUCUGUGCACCUGGUUUUAUAGGUAAUAACUGUGAGAUUGAGGUGGAUGAGUGUCUUAGUGACCCUUGUCACAAUGGAGCUACUUGUGUUGAUCAUCUGAAUGCCUUCAGUUGUGUCUGUCAGGACGGAUUUCAAGGUAUUAAAAAAUCCAUAGAACAGUAA
Molecule: messenger RNA, 2736 nt
Organism: Chaetura pelagica (chimney swift)
Lineage: Eukaryota; Metazoa; Chordata; Aves; Apodiformes; Apodidae
Gene: EYS
Product: eyes shut homolog (Drosophila)
Exons: 15
Coding region: 1-2736 (911 amino acids)
Biological process (GO): heterophilic cell-cell adhesion; establishment or maintenance of epithelial cell apical/basal polarity
Cellular component (GO): protein-containing complex; plasma membrane
Molecular function (GO): calcium ion binding
Source: RefSeq, a predicted model, not a curated record